AUGUUGAUUUUGAAUGGCUUCCAACGGGUCUUGGAGUCCAAAGCUCCAGUGAUUGAACAGCCUUGGCAUCAAAAGGAGCGUUGGCUCUAUAUUAAUGGUGUUGCAAACGGUCAUUUCUGGGUCCAAAACAACAUCGAUCAACUGUCAUACACAUUUGGACGGAAGAUUCUUGGUAUACACAAUCGCACUGGUGGCAUUCUUUUUGAUCUUGUUGAAUGUUUGAUCCAGCGUGGCUUCUCGUAUGCUACGGGGGAUAUAAGGCGAGCUUACGUUCUCAUUAAAGGAGCGCUGCUUGAUUCUUCAGUAGAGAAAGUUGUCCUCGUUCUUCACAGUCAAGGGGGCAUUGAAGGUGGUCUGAUUAUCGACUGGCUUCUUGACGAAUUGCCUCAAGAUCUGCUCCAUCAGCUAGAGGUCUACACUUUUGGAAACGCCGCGAAUCAUUUCAACAACCCACUGAGGUCCUGCCGUGCAUCUGGUCUAUCCGGGCUGUCGACCCGUCGAUCAAUCAGCUACAUUGAGCACUAUGCCAACUCGAAUGACCCGGUUUCAUGGCUAGGUAUACUUCGAUUCGCCAGCAUUCCAAACCGAUAUCUCGGACGUUUAUUCGUUCGGCCCGGCUCGGGUCACUUGAUGAACCAACACUACUUGGACAACAUGUUCACACUGGGACCCGACAAAAGAGUACUCGACUCGAAUCCAUUCAUGGAUAUGACUGUGGAUGUUCCUCUGGCCCUUAUUUCUCAAAAUGUGAGGGGGCUUUCAAGAGCAACCGGGACGCUCAAUGAACCGGCCGAGGAAGAUCUCUUUCCAGUCCCGACACCUGCAACUGCUCUACAAAAUGGCAAAGUUCAGAAUGGACAAGGUGAUGAAGAGCUACAUGUCAAGGAUUUCAGCCGACUAUGGCAGUACCGAAAUGGCGGCUCUCCCGAUAGGUAG
This is a messenger RNA of Penicillium oxalicum, 936 nucleotides long. RefSeq lists its product as uncharacterized. The transcript is spliced from 3 exons. The coding region runs from base 1 to 936 and encodes 311 amino acids. Lineage: Eukaryota; Fungi; Ascomycota; Eurotiomycetes; Eurotiales; Aspergillaceae. The record is from RefSeq and is a predicted model, not a curated record.